This is a messenger RNA of Mesocricetus auratus (golden hamster), 3330 nucleotides long. It is a transcript of the gene Rnase13, whose product is annotated as ribonuclease A family member 13 (inactive). Gene Ontology annotation, molecular function: nucleic acid binding. The coding region runs from base 2136 to 2525 and encodes 129 amino acids. NCBI's taxonomy places the organism in Eukaryota, Metazoa, Chordata, Mammalia, Rodentia, Cricetidae. The record is from RefSeq and is a predicted model, not a curated record. The transcript has 2 exons.
GGGAGGCUGAGGUGGGAAGGAGAUAUGCAGGGGAGGGGAGUUUUAAAUAAGACUCUGAGGGCUGCGUGGCUUAUGGAUUCGUGUGUAUACUGAGGAGUCGCCGUGAGCCAGGCGCUGGGCCAAAGCUCUUGAUUGACAAGUAAUGAGUUCUAACACCACUAUGAGGUAUAACAUCCUAUCCUUACGAACAGACGAGGCAGAAGCUUGGUGAACUCAAGUGAUAUAGCACGUGCCACCUAAACUAUGGAGCCAGGACCUGAGCCUUGAUGAUUUUACCAUCAUGCCUUGUGAUAGGCUCCUCUGUCCCCCUAACUAUCAACCACAAGGCAUGAUGGUAAAAAAACGAGGAGGCAUGUACCGGACUAUAAGCAUUAGUGCUAAUAUCAACUUGAUAGACUGUGGAAUCACCUGGGAGGUGAGAUUCUGUGCAUGCCUUUGGGGCACAAUCCUGACCCCAGUAACUGAGGUGGAGAAACCCAGUGGCUUUUGGCAGCACUGUUUUCUGACUGGGAUGCUGGGCUGUAUGAAUGCAGAAAGGGAGCUGAGCCGCAGCUUGCGCUCAUUCAUAUCUGCAUCCUGACUGGGUUCUAUAUGACCAGCUGCUUCAAGACCCCACUGCCUUGACUUCCCCACCCCCACUGGGCUCUCCUUGAUAUAUGAACUGGAAUAAACCCUGCUCUCUGAAGCGGCUCUUGUGACAGCUUCUUACCAUAGCAACAGGAAAACAAAGACACAGCGAACUAAGUUUGAGGAGAAUAGAUUGAAUUUUGGGCUCUCGUUUGUGCAAGCCAGAAAGAGCAGGUCCAGAGGAGGCCGCAAAUGAAGGACCGACCGCAGAGAGAACACUAAUGUGUCUCUCUCUGAGACCAGCUCCUCCUUCCCCUGAGCUCCGCCGUGAGCCCCAGAGAACCCGACGCUCAGCCUCCUGACUCCCUUGUCUGCUGCUGAAGGUGAAUAGCUUCUAAGAGGAAGCCCAAGGAGCUGGGCGGGGUGAUGCACGCCUGUGUUUCCAGCACUCAAGAGACUGAGACAGGAGGAUAACCAAUUUGAGGCCAGCCUGGGCUACACAGUGAGACCCCUGUCACCAAAGGAAGCCCCCAGAUAUGCAAAUGUGGAGAAGACCUACAGGAGGGGGCCUGAAAGGCCCGAGGGAGGCGAGGGCUGGAGCUAGCAGGCUCCUUGUUGACUUUGAUGAAGAUCCAGACAUUUGAUAAAAAGCUGAGGAACUUGUUAGCCCUUUCCAUAGCCGGACAAGCUACCGCGGACCAGCCAAUACGAAGAAUCUGAUCUGGCCAGGUGGUUCACAUUCUCUCAAGUCCCAGGCAACGCUAUCAGAGCCAACCAGGCAACCUUGAGGCUCCAAAGGCUGCAUGCGGAGACUUCUAGCAGGGCCCUGAACUGGCAAGCCUCGAGCCGCACCACAGGUGCAGGGUGUUGGCACAGUCAGCCAGGCAUUGGGGAUGAGGACUGUGGGGAGCCCUUGAGGAGGUUCUUUGUUCGCAGCCUGUCCUUUUGGUGGAAGGUGUCUAUGCACAUGGCCCCAGGGGCUGGGAAGUGGGAUGAGACAGAGGUGAACCCUUGAUCAAAGGUAAACAACUUUGUUCUUCAGUGACAAGAUGGCUCCUUCCUUCCCACGUCCCUGAAAGCAGGACCAGUGGGCCAGAGCAGACAUCAAAGAGGGCCCACGGACUCACUGGGGGCUUCUGGCCAGGAGGUUGGAACGAAGUGUUCUGAGGAUACCGGAGAGCAGACCAGACAGCAAUGUAUCUUUCCUCCUACCCAUCAAGCCCCCUUAUCACAGGGCUUCUCAAGCCCAGGGGAUGCUCCCUCCUUCCAUACGCUCUAUCCAGAAACCCUUUAAGCCUCAUCCCACCUCUAGGCUGUAAGUAGCCUUAGGCUAGAGGCAUCCCUGCCUCCCACUCCCCCCUCUGACUUCAGGUUCUUCCUGCCAGAGCUGCCAGGGACUGGCCCAGCUGCCUGCUCUCUCUUAUUCCUUCUGUGUUUACCAUAAGAGGUACCAGGAACUGGGAGCAUCCAGAGGCAUCUCUCACCCAGGGACCAGCUGGACCUUUGAUUCCCUGCUGCAGCCCAAGGACUGGCUCGUCUUACGGCCAAGCCUGGUGACAGGCAUCAAGAUGGAGAUCGCCAUCAAGAACUUCCGCACCUUACACGUCGACUACCCCAUGGUCAGAUACCCGAAGGGCUUCCUCGGGUACUGUAACGGCCUCAUGGCCUACGUGAGGGGCAGGCUGCAGGAUUGGUACUGCCCUAAAGUCCACUAUGUGGUGCAUGCCCCCUGGGAAGGCAUCCGCAAGUUCUGCAAGUACAGCGAGAGCUUCUGCGAGAACUACAACGAGUACUGUACCCUCACUCAGAGCUCUUUCCCCAUCACAGUCUGCACCCGGGGCUCUAAACAGCCACCAACCAGCUGCAGCUACAACAGCACGCUGACCAACCAGAGGCUGUACCUGCUCUGCUCCAGCAAGCAUAAUGCCGAGCCGAUCGGGAUCAUCGGCCUCUACUAGGGGCUUAGCCGGCAAACCAAUCCCAACAUGUUACACGCCACCCCGCCCCAAAGCCUGUUCCCAAAGUCAGAAUCCGGCUUCUGCGGCGGAGCCCCGCCCUCCGUCAGGCUCUUUUCACCUUCUCAUCACCCCCACCACGAGCUUCGCUCUCCCAGCGACAGUAAAACCCACCCAAGAAGCUGACGGCGUCCAGCUGGCAGGGCUUGUCUAUCUGCUGGGCCAGAUCCCGACGUCUGGAUGGAGGCCCAGGCCCCAGCUCGCGCCAUGGCAACAGGCACCCAGUUCCAGGAUUUCUCCCUGAUUUUAGUGUCGGUCUCCCCAAGUUCCCUUAUAAUUCCUGCCACUCUUCCGCAAAAAGGGACCUCCCUGCGACCCUCAGGCCCAUGUUGCCUCAUCCCCCCCACUCAGCCCCCUGCCUCCAGCCUGCACCCCAGUGAUUUUCCCUUCCACUUCCCCACCAUGGAGUCUGGUGCUGCUUUCCCCUACUCUCCCGACCACUCGGAGCCAAGCUGCCUACCUUUUCCCAUCCUGUCUCCCAUUCUUCUCGCCUCCGAGGCACACUGGUAUUUCAAGUUAUCUUCCUUGUUCCUUCCAAGGUCCCUCGGUCCCCCUUUCCCCUCCCAUCUCUACCCCCCAUUUCCCAGACUCCAGGGCCUGAGCCGCUCAGGUGGCAGAUGAUGAGGCAGGCCCAAUUUCCAGUAGUGGGAAGUGUAAAAACCAUUGGGGGGAAACUGGGCAAAAGGUUCUGUAUUGACUUCUUGUGGAUCUAUAGUAAUUCGCAAAGUAAAAACCGUCCAAAACCGUC